Messenger RNA from Gambusia affinis (western mosquitofish), 3725 nucleotides. It is a transcript of the gene ghrhrb, whose product is annotated as growth hormone releasing hormone receptor b. Gene Ontology annotation, molecular function: vasoactive intestinal polypeptide receptor activity; G protein-coupled peptide receptor activity; peptide hormone binding. NCBI's taxonomy places the organism in Eukaryota, Metazoa, Chordata, Actinopteri, Cyprinodontiformes, Poeciliidae. The record is from RefSeq and is a predicted model, not a curated record. The coding region runs from base 269 to 1612 and encodes 447 amino acids. Gene Ontology annotation, cellular component: plasma membrane. The transcript is spliced from 13 exons. Gene Ontology annotation, biological process: adenylate cyclase-modulating G protein-coupled receptor signaling pathway; cell surface receptor signaling pathway.
AUUGCAGCGCCGGCUCUCCUCCGCGCGUCAUGCGGACAUCCUCUUCCUCACCCCUCGGACAUUGUAGCGCCACCCGGACCUCCCACACACCUCCCAGUGAACCGCUCACUUCUUGCUCGCCUCCAACACUUGCCAGGGAAACACAUAAAUGUGUUCCUUCUUGAAGAGUUAUUUAAUACAGAUUUAUUUAUUAAUUUGCUUCUUGAGACUACUUUGGGAAGCGUAAUUCCUUUCCCGGGUCAGUUUGCUGGUUUCUGGACACUCAAGUAUGGACAGCUUCCUUCAACUGGCUCUGCUUCUGCAGCUGGCACUCUGGGAAACGGCGGAGGCCAUGCACCCAGACUGUGCUGUGGUGUUGCAGCACAUGAAGGCUCAAGAAGAAUGCUACAAUAUUCUUGAACAGGAGGAAAACAACUAUUCAUCCAAGACAAGUUGCCCAACACAAUGGGAUAAUAUUUACUGCUGGCACCGGGCCAGUGUGGGACAGGUGGUCAGGGUUUCAUGUACGAAUGUCUCUCAGCUGUUUGCCGACAACCAAGCUUAUGUUUCAAGGAACUGCACAGAAAAGGGCUGGUCCGAACAUCUGAACUACUAUGAGGCCUGUGUGUUUAAAGAUGUUGAAGAGCCAGAGCCAGAGACAACAUAUUUUUCCAACUUUAAACAGGUGUACACCGCUGGCUAUGCUACCUCACUCAUCUCACUUAUAUCAGCUAUUUUUGUCUUCACUGUUUUUAGGAAAUUUCACUGCACUAGAAACUACAUCCAUAUUAACCUGUUCUUCUCCUUCAUCCUGAGAGCCACUGCUGUCUUCAUCAAAGACAUGGUUCUUUUUUCUGAUGCAGAUCAGGAUCACUGCUUCAUGUCAACUACAGCCUGCAAGUCCGCUGUGGCCUUUUUCCAGUUUAGUAUCCUGGCCAACUACUUCUGGCUACUGGUGGAGGGAAUGUAUCUACAGACGCUGCUAGCACUCACCUUCGUCUUUCAAAAGAAAUACUUCUGGUGGUAUAUACUAAUUGGUUGGGGUAUACCAACGAUAAUCAUUGCAACCUGGAUUCUCAGUAGAAACUUCUACAAUAAUAAGGGGUGCUGGGAUGACACAGAUGUGGCCUUCAUCUGGUGGAUCAUUAAGGGUCCAAUAACUGCCUCCCUACUGGUGAACUUCAUCAUCUUUCUAAACGUGAUCCGUAUUCUGGUUCAGAAGCUGACGUCUCCUGGAGUUGGUGGCAACAAUACAAGUCACUUUAAGCGAUUGGCCAAAUCCACACUGCUGCUCAUCCCACUUUUUGGGAUGCAUUAUAUGGUGUUCGCCUUCCUACCGGAAAAUACAGGAGCAGAAGCUCGGAUCAUCAUCGAGGUUGGCAUGGGAUCCUUCCAGGGAUUUGUUGUAGCCUUGCUGUACUGUUUCCUAAAUGGAGAGGUGCAGGCUGAACUGAAGAAGCGAUUUUGGAAGUGGCAGACUGAGAGUUACCUGAGCUACAGUAAACGACGGCGUACGCUGUUCAACGAAAGCAGCAUGGUCACACAGAUAUCUGUUCUGGACAAAUCCAGUCCCAAAGAGCAGCAGAGCUCCGAAUCACAAGCCCUUACACUCAAUAACGUGUCUGCAGUCUGAAAACCAUGAGACGGGUCCCGCAGAUGAGUUGUUGUUUUUUGUAUUGCACAGCUCAUGCUGUGCACAGACUACACCUCAGAGCCUGGUUGUUGGCGGGACUGUUUAUCUUGAACUGUGAGACCUCUGAACUUGCUGUGCAAGAAGUCAGCAUCAUCCCACACACAUUUACAGCAUAUUCAGAUUUCCCCCCAGACACCAGAGUUUACAGUGUUGCUGGAAAACUACGUCAUUUGCUUUGGGGCAACUCCUCCACAUUUUUCUUUCCAAACACUGAAUUCUUUCUGCUAUGUAAAGAAGAAAUAAUAAAAAAAUCAAAAGGUGAACUGGAGCCUUGUUCAAAAGUGAAGUAAAUCAAGGUGGAACAUAAAUGAAAAGAAGUACAUUCUCAUUCAACACAGUCCCAAAACUUUGGUUCACCAGUCGUAUUAUAAAGUUAAAUUAGAAUAUUUUCACACUUGCAAGCAACUCAACUAAAAGCAACAAAAUACACUACAUCAGAAAACAAAAGAUUUUGUACAGUGAACCAAGAGAGUUUUUGUUAUGUCAAACGUUCACAUUUUCCCAACAGACACAAAUGCCACACUGGCAAACUAAAAUGGCUUUGUGGUACUAUAAGUACAAAAUACUUGAUAAAAGAUUAAGGUGUAAAUUUUCUUUCUCAGUCAAUGCUGAACCUGCAACCGCAAUACUAACCUGAACCCUGAACAUAAGUAGCCAUUUCUUUUGCCUGUAUUCUGUUUCAUUAUGUGUAAUAAUUUAAAUCUGGCCGAUACCUUUAUGAGGAACUCUUGGGUGCAGUGAGAGGAAAUCAUACCUGUACACAAAGAUGAUCAAUUCUUUUCAUCAGUUGCUACUCUGACAUAAAAUUAUAUGACUAACAAAUGAGAUACUGUUCCUUUUCAGUAGGUAAAGCAUAUUUUACGUUUAAACUUUUAGCCUGUAGCUGAAUAACUGAAGGUUUCCUACAAUCCCUUAGAUGUAGUGUAAUAUAAACACCCAAUUUCACAACAAUUCUGCCGGCUCUCAGGAAGAAUUCAGAUUCAAACAUAUUUAUAAGCUUUUCUCAAUCUUAAUGUUUUACUUUUGAAGUCAAGGAAUCCAAGGGGUUCCAUGUUUGUUUUCAUCAGCUUCAUAGCUUAGCCAUCUUUUUCUUUGGACCUAUGACAUUAGAUUGCAAAAAGAGAUAUAACUAGAAGCCUCUUUUUCAAGGAUGUCAACAAUUUGUGUGUUACCAGCCUGGCACGACCAUGAAGAAGAUAUACUCCAGCCACGAGGCCACUAUAAAAUUCCUUGAUGACCAUUGCACAUAGAUACUCUAUCAUUUUUUGCUACCAGGAUCCACCCAUACUCCAACAAAUUUUAUCAGAACCGACAAAGGCUGAAAAAGGUUUGCAGGGUUCCAUACCACACCUUAUCAGCUCAACACCAUCCGUUAAUCCACUCAUGUGCAUUGUCCUUCAUACUCUAAUAUCCAUAGAUGUACUUUUCAUGAAGACCUUCCUGUAAUUACUUCGAGAAACUAUCAACCCAAUAGUUACCUGGUAUUACUGCUUAUUUGUCACCAGUUUCUUUACAUUUGUCCAACGAUCCAUAUAAAAAAAAAAAUAAAAAAAAAAGCUUUGAUACUUGUGAUUUUGAAAGAUCCUCCGUUUCCUUUUUUCUUUAAACUUUGGUCAUUCCUGUGUUACAUUUAGGAGAUGAAAAUCCAUAACGCCAUCUGUGGCUAUGUCUGCAACAUGUUGCACAGUGCAUUAGCGCACAUCUGGAGCACUAGACUGUAAAAGCCUUUCGAUUUGUUUUUGUGAAUGAACAGUGUCUUGUGACUGUUGCAGUUGACUCAAAUGAUUUAUACACUGACCAUAAUGAAUUUGUUAAAUUUGUUUGGCUAUGGAAUCCUUACGGUAUCAAGUUGGUGUUUGCAGGCAAUAUAUAUAUUUUAUUUUUUUUUCUGUAGGGCAUUUAAUGACACAGUUCUUUUGUAAAACCAUAUAAGAAGACCACAUUUUAGGCAUAAAUUAGGUUGUUGUCUUUAUACUGACUGAAUAGGCUGCUUUGACACUACUAAUGUAUCAAUGUAGUUUUUUCUCCUUUGUGACACUGUAGGUAAUUUGCA